AUGGAGAAAUUGCAACGAGUUGGGAGGUUUCUGGCACCCAAAGCCAAAGCAGGUGCCGAUGGACGCGAUGAAUGGGGAUCGCGAACCCAAUUCGUUCUUGCAUCUAUGGGUGGUGCAAUCGGAUUGGGAAACAUUCUUCGAUACCCAGGACAAGUCUUCAACAAUCACGGCGGACAGUGGUUCAUCCCCUACUUGAUGGCGCUGUGUUUCCUUGGGAUACCCAUUCUCUGGCUUGAAGUCGCCAUUGGCCAAGCAUACCGAGGUGGCUGUGCCAUUGCAUAUGAUCACAUCAACAAGCGUGCUAAAGGUGUCGGUGUCGCGGUGGUCUACACCGGCUACUGCAUCGUGCUCUACUAUGUACCCCUUCUCGGCUGGGUCAUGCGGUAUUUCCGAAACUCGUUCCGCAGUCCUCUGCCUUGGGAAGGGAGGCUUCAGGAGUUUUACAUGGAUGAGGUGGUUGCCAACCAGGCGCCUAUUGCCCCAGAAAAUGGAGGCUGGGUUCAAUAUCCUGGCACCGGAAUGGUCGGCGAAACCACUGGCUGGGUUGUCUUCACAUGGUUCAUCAUCUUCUGUUGUAUGUUCCGUGGCGUGGGACUUCUCGGACGAGUUGUAUAUUUUACCAUGGGACUGCCUGUUGUGACCGGUAUUAUACUCAUCGGCCGGGGGGCUUCUUUGAGUAAUUCUUGGGCUGGGAUUCGACUCUACAUCGGCACAUGGAACGGUGAGAAACUGGCCCAAGGGGACAUCUGGCAGGCUGCUUGCGGUCAUAUCUUCUUCUCCAUCGGCGUCGCUAUGGGCUACUUCACGUCUUACGCGUCCUACAAACCGAAAUUUGCCAAUUGUGUUCAAGACGGCAUUAUCAUCGCCGUAUGUAACUCUCUUUAUGAGGUUCUUGUUGCCUUCGCGGUGUUUGGAGUCAUUGGGAACAUCGGUCUUUUUCCAAGUGAAGAGACCAGGCAAUCGACAUUCUCUAUCGCUUUCGUCACACUUCCGGCAGCGCUGGCGGAAAUGCCUGGAGCACAAUUCUGGUCGGUACUCUUCUUCUUCACACUGAUGGUCCUUGGUAUUAGCUCGGCAUUCGCCCUAUUAGAGUCAGUUGUGACACUCGUCAAAGACACAGAUUGGGGUGCAAGGAUUCCACGAUCGGCUGUCGCUUCGGCUGCUGUGAUUAUUUCAUGCCUGCUCUCUUUCAUGUUCUGUACCGAGUUUGGCUUCUACCUACUGGACGCAGUGGACACAUGGACCAAUUUCAUGUCUCUGUUCUUCGUCGCGUGGUCAGAAUGCGUGUUCAGUACCUCGAUCUACCGUCACAAGGAUGUUGUUGGUCAAGUUGGCUGGCCCGCCUACCUGGUUUACAACUCUGGCUAUUUUGGUGGUCAAAUCUUUGGACUGGUAGUUGGCCAUCUAGUUGGCCCUUCUGCCGGAGCAGGACUCGGUUUUGGCCUGUUCAUUGUGGGCACCAUUGUUGCGGUACUGGUAAGCAGAACUCCAGAUGCGGAGACACCCCGUUUCUGGGGCAAGAGUGUCUUCCUUCGUCGCUUUUGGUGGCUAGUGUUUUAUUCGGGCAACCAAUUGACACGCGACUUGAACGUGACUAUCGCAGUCGAUAAGAAUUGGCCACUUCCAUCUUUCUGGGCACCAGUCCUACGAUACGUUUCGGCACCCAUCCUCGCGAUCCUCACCAGUUUCGCCUACCCCUCCUUCAACAGAGUCAAAAACGACCCCUUGCACAUCUAUGGAUUCUGCGUCGGACACGUCGUCAUGCUUCUCGUGGUCCUCGGCUUAAUCCUUCCUCGAUCAUUCGACGUCUUCGUUCCAAAAGCCCGUCGUGGCGAGGGUGAAUUACCAUACGCACCCAGUGUACUCGUUGGGGAAGGCGACAUGCGAACUACGCGUGGCCUGGAAGAUGGUUUCGAUGAAUACUCGCAUGAGCAGCCAAACUCGAAAGCCGUGGGAGAAGACAGAAUCGGCCAUGAUGAUAGCUCCAGGGAGGGACGUGAGUCUCUCGAGAGAGGUCGCAGAGCUCAGGCCGACACCUUUCCCGAAUCGAAAGGGAGGUACUAG
This is a messenger RNA of Exophiala bonariae, 2064 nucleotides long. RefSeq lists its product as uncharacterized. The record is from RefSeq and is a predicted model, not a curated record. Gene Ontology annotation, biological process: sodium ion transmembrane transport. Lineage: Eukaryota; Fungi; Ascomycota; Eurotiomycetes; Chaetothyriales; Herpotrichiellaceae. Bases 1 to 2064 code for a protein of 687 amino acids. Gene Ontology annotation, cellular component: plasma membrane. The transcript is spliced from 2 exons.